AUCAAACUCCCCAAAAAUGCGAAUUUAUCUCUGAAAAAGUUACUUCAUACCCUUAUCCCAAAAAAGAACAAUUUGUUAGCAAAGAUAUUUAUAAUGAAGAAAAACGUCUUCGUAAAAAAUUUGAAAGACAGAUUGAAGAGAUUAAUGAAGCGUCUCUUCAAAACAUCAGCAGAUUACAAGAAGUUAUUGAAGAGAAGAAUAAUUUUAUCGACAAAUUACUUGAAGAAUUCAGAUGGCUUGAAGCAUAUUAUGGUUCAAGCUUUCAGCAUGCCAAAUGGGUUCCAGUGGACAACACUGAUAACCAAGAGGCUUUUGUUGAUAAUGUUGAUGACCAUGAGAUCUCAGGUACUGAGAAUAAUGAUUCAGAUGUUGAUUUUGAUCCUUUUAAACUUCCUGAAAUUCUUGAGGACGAAUAUUAUACUUUUGAGGAAUUUGAUUAA
Messenger RNA from Racocetra fulgida, 440 nucleotides. The record is from the annotation of a GenBank genome assembly. NCBI's taxonomy places the organism in Eukaryota, Fungi, Glomeromycota, Glomeromycetes, Diversisporales, Gigasporaceae.